Messenger RNA from Penicilliopsis zonata CBS 506.65, 381 nucleotides. RefSeq lists its product as hypothetical. Gene Ontology annotation, cellular component: mitochondrial outer membrane. The transcript has 2 exons. The record is from RefSeq and is a predicted model, not a curated record. Lineage: Eukaryota; Fungi; Ascomycota; Eurotiomycetes; Eurotiales; Aspergillaceae. Bases 1 to 381 code for a protein of 126 amino acids. Gene Ontology annotation, biological process: mitochondrial outer membrane translocase complex assembly; protein insertion into mitochondrial outer membrane.
AUGUCCUACCCGUCAGCCGCCGAUUCCAACCCGUCCCUCGGGACGUCUGCCUACAUGAUCCCAUCGAGAUACGGAUCGUAUUCCUCCCCAUCGGACGAUGAAAUAGCUUCUCUCCCGUCGGAGUCGACAGCGUCGUCGGACCUUGACUCCUUUUCCGACGACUAUUCCGACGCCGAAGAAGAAUGGAGAGAGAGCAUCGAGCAGCUCGAGCUGCUUUUGACAAUGGUUAUUGUGCCUUUCAUCGGGAAAUAUAUGGGCAGGAAAUGCGCUUAUUGGGGCUGGACUAGGUUCAUGGAGUGGAAGUAUCCUGUUGAAAUCGUCAUGACCAACAAGGGGGCGUUCAAGGGGGCUGGCGUCGUUGGGGCUCUUGCCAGUCUAUAA